Messenger RNA from Paramecium pentaurelia, 1043 nucleotides. NCBI's taxonomy places the organism in Eukaryota, Ciliophora, Oligohymenophorea, Peniculida, Parameciidae. The record is from the annotation of a GenBank genome assembly.
AUGGGGAAUGAUAUUAAAUUUUUGAGAGGAAAAUCAGUAAUAUAACUACUUGAAAUUAGAAAAUGGAAAGUGUUAAAAGAAGCAGCAGAAAAAAAUGUUAAAUCCAUCUAUGUGCCAUUAAAUACUCAAGAGAAAGAUAAAAAUGAAGUCAGUAAUUUGAUGAAUUUAGAUUAAUUUGAUGAUAAAGAUGGAGAAGUGAAUGAGUUUUUAUAUGAAGGGAAAACAGUAUUGCUAAUUCAUGGAUUAGCUGGAUCAGGAAAAAGUACUACAGCCAAAAAAAUUGAAGAAUUUAUUUGGAAAUUACAUGAAAGUAAUAAAAAAAUUGGGAAUUAUGUACUAAUACCUGUUUAUAUUUCAUUACCCUCUUUAAAAAACCCUGUGUUUUAAGCAGUAGAGGAAUCACUUCAUUAAGAUGAUUACGGGUUUGAUGAUCUCUAAUUGAAAGAAUGUAAAGAAAUGUUGUAAAAGAAAGAAUUUCGAUUCAUAUUUAUAAUGGACAGUUAUAAUGAAAUGAAGCUAGAGAAUAUUUAGAAAAAUUUAUACUUUAAUAAUAAGCUCAAAUAAAAUUGACAUGAAUGGUAAGUAUAGACUUAAAAACAAAAAGCUCUAGAUUUUAAAAGGUUUGAACAGAGUUGGGAAAAGGUCUAGUCAUCAUUUUUGAAAUUCGAUGAAGCAAGAUGGAAAUCUGAGACUCUUUUGAAUGAAAAAUAAACAAUCAGUAUUUUAUAAUUUUUGAAGGAUGAUGAGUUAAUUGCUUUAAAAAACAAUGAAGCUAUAAGAAGCUUGAGCAUAAAUUUACAAAAAUUAUGGAGUUUUAAAAAGUCUGAAGAUAUGAUGAAGUCAGUGAAUCUAAAUAAAUUAGUGGAAACUCCAUAUAUGAUGGAAAUUAUAAUGUAAGUGUUGCCCAAUAUGAUUCUUAAAGCAAAUGAGAUUAUUAACAUUAAAUAAACCUUCUUGAAGAAUUUUUCAAAGAUGUUGAAAGAAUUCUACAUAAGUAAAUACAGAAUUCAAAUGUAUAAAUCACAACAGAAAAGGCAUCUGUA